Molecule: messenger RNA, 1734 nt
Organism: Stylonychia lemnae
Lineage: Eukaryota; Ciliophora; Spirotrichea; Sporadotrichida; Oxytrichidae
Source: the annotation of a GenBank genome assembly
AUGGGCAUUGAGAAUUUCGGAAGACUGUCGUAAUUCUUGCAAGCUCAAGAGGAAUAGUUGAAUCUUCAUAGGGCAAGGAAUUCUCAGAAGUAUGAAUUCGAUUUUGAGGACGAAAAACCAAUACCAACUCCUCAUCCAUCAUACAAUUAUACUCCAAUUAACAACUCUAAAGUCCCUAGUUAUUAUCAUGCUGCAAUCGCCAAGCUAGAUGACAAACCAUAGGCUGAAAUAAUCUUGGAACAAAUACUUGAGAAGAAAAAGUAAUUAAAGAGCGAUCUAGAAAUUCUAGAAGCCAGAUUUUCUUUCUCGACUUAAGCUUCGACAUUUGUUUCAGGAGACAGAAUGAGCACUAUACAAAAUUUCAUUGAUUCGGUGAGCGAGAGAAAUAAAACCUCGAUCAUAAACAUGACUGACAGAGGGGAGGAUCAGGAUCAUUCUUAUCUAAUGACUCGAACUAUCACAGAGAAUUAUGAUUCAAGCAAUUAAUAGAUAACAGAAACUGUGACUACUACCAGUAUGAUUGAAGAACAGAUAGAACAUAAAAUACCGAGUAUAUCUAAAGAAUCGAUUGUCAGGCAUUUCAAAUAAAAAAUCGCAUAAUCAUAGAAAACAACUCCCUUGAAGAAUCCUGUCUUACCUUCACUAUCUAAAGAGCCUCUUCAACUCAAAGCUUUCACCAACUUAAAUGUUAAAGCCAUCCCUAAUGUUCUAAUUGAUGGCUAUCAUAAAAAGGUAGAUCAAGAGGAAAAAAAAUAAAAAUAAAAUUCCCCGAAAGUAUCAAGUUUUUUCGCUGAAUCUAAUUCUCCUAUGCAAAAGCUUAACCUAAAUGAGGAAUCAAAGUCACCAAGCUCUUCAUAAAAAACUCCUUAUUAGACUCGCAAAAUUAAAAGUAAUGAGCGUAUCAAGUUUGAUCUAGGAAUGAGCGCUACCGCCUAAAAUAGCCCAGCGAGAAAAUAAUUGUUCACCUAUAACUCUAAAAACGUGAACAAUUUCAUCAAUAAUAGUGCCAGUAAGUCUCCUUAGUACGCUUAGGAUGGCUCAUUGAGUCAUUCUAACAAGAAGAACUUACCAAGUGUCAAAGAGACCAGUAGCAUUCAUUAGACAUCAGCCCAUACAACCAAGAAUAAAUCAGAUGAAAAGCGAACCUAGAUUACAAAUAAAAUAGGUUACAAGAAAAUGCUGGCCGGAGACACCACAAGAAACUUUCAAUAGCUUAAAUCAGUAAUGAGUCAUCACUCAUUCACUCUCAAGAAAUUCAACUAAUCUUCUGGCUCUGUUUAAUAGGUCAAGAGUUUCUAGACCUAGAAUAUGAAGCUUAGCCCCUCUAUUGAAUAGAAAACAGCCCCAAAAAGGAAGUAAAAUGAAGAAUCCAGUUUUAGCAAUAAUGAUUAUUUCUAAUUUGGUAACUCUACAAAUGGCUGCUUAAUUGGAAAAGAUUAACAAAAUGAGGAUGACAGUAUAAUUGACUCACCAACAAAUGGCUUAAUCUCCAAUAUUAAACAGAUCCAGAUAAACUAUCGCAAGCAGUCAGAUCAAGAGCCUGAGUCGCAGAAGCUUCUUCCCAACACAACUCAUAUAGCUGUGACCAAUACAAAUGCUAGAAGAGCAAAAGAUUCUCUAAAAUCAAGAAAUUUCAUGAAAGAGAAUCUCACAUCCAAGCCAAUGGAUAAAAAGAGUUAGUCUAACUCACUAGUACAGCUGUACAACAUGUAAAAAAGUGUAGAAAACUUAUGA